Diorhabda carinulata is the source of this 2396-nucleotide messenger RNA. Its product is annotated as monocarboxylate transporter 9-like. Gene Ontology annotation, molecular function: monocarboxylic acid transmembrane transporter activity. Lineage: Eukaryota; Metazoa; Arthropoda; Insecta; Coleoptera; Chrysomelidae. Bases 259 to 2349 code for a protein of 696 amino acids. The transcript has 8 exons. The record is from RefSeq and is a predicted model, not a curated record. Gene Ontology annotation, biological process: monocarboxylic acid transport; transmembrane transport.
GUGAAACCGUUUCAAUUGGGUAUCGAAUGUAUACGGAACAUGUUCGUCGAUUUAGCACGUGUAAUUUUAGUCGUUUCAAAGUAUUCAAGUCAAAAGUUAUUAAAUACAUUUUAAUUACUUUGUAAGAGUCAUUAAAAAGUAGAAUUUGAGACACGUGUUUUUUUAGUGAAGUUCAUAGUAACGUGUUUGAUAUACAGUAACACAUCAUCGAUGAAAUCUAAUCAUUUACCCAAGUAAUAACCUCGUACAACAUUCGAAAUGAGUGUAACCGCCCCCAUAGUGAAAAUAUCCGAAGUGGCCCCCAGCGUCGAAAGUUUACAAGAAACUCCACCGGACACCGAAACCUUCAACAAUUCCACGCUAAGAACCGACCACAAAUUUCAAGGUAGAGGAUCGAUUCUGUCUUCGGAAAUAAGUCUUUUUAUAGAAAAAACCGGACAGAAAAUACCGGACGGGGGAUGGGGUUGGUUGGUAGUUUUGGCGUGUUUCGUUAUCAAUAUGUUAUCGGAUGGGGUUGGAUUUACGUUCGGGUUGCUUUAUAAGGAGUUUUUGAUUGAGUUCGGCGCUUCUAAAUCGGCUACGUCGUGGAUAGGAAGUCUUUUUAUGGCUUUACCACUAAUAGCAGGUCCUCUUGGAAGCGCUCUGGUAGACAAAUACGGAUGUAUGACGAUGACAAUAGCAGGAGGAAUAGUCUGCACGUCAGGUCUGGCUCUAAGUUCGUACGCGCAAACCAUAGGUGUGAUGUAUUUAACAUUCGGAGUCGUAGGUGGAUUAGGCCUUACGCUUUGUUUCAUAACGGCCGUCGUUUCAAUAGCGUUUUGGUUCGAAAAAAAACGAACAGUGGCUUUGGGUUUAGCGGCGAGCGGUACCGGAUUCGGUACGGCCCUGUAUUCCCCUUUAGCCACGUGGCUCCUCUCCGAAUACGGUUGGCGCGGUACUUUAUUGAUAACGGCGGGAUUUUUCGCCAACAUGUGCGUCUGCGGGGCCCUAAUGAGAGACCCUGAUUGGAUAAUAGAAGAAGAAAAAGAGGAAAAGAGAUUGAAAAAGGCUAGAAAAUCGAGCGUUUCAUCGAUCGAUACAGAAUGUCUCGAAGAAAUCAAACAAACGUUAGAAGAAGGGGGCGAUACGCAAUAUCUGCUUCAAGAUGUCGACGCAACAUUAGAUCUAACCGACAAGGAUAGAUUCAAUUCCGUCGUCGAUUUACCUACUUUCGUUCGAGAUAACGAAAAGGUGCCGCUCGAAGUACUGAAACAUCUCAGCGAGAAUAAACAAAUUUACGAUAUAAUAGUGCAGAAUUAUCCGAAUUUAUUGGCCGGUCGGAGUUCCUCCGAUCGGGGGAUGAAUAUUUUGAACGGCCCCGAUCGGCAUACGUCGAGAGUGCCGGUGAAAUUUUCUAUGAAUAUCAAAAAACAAGAAGAAUCUUCGACGAAACAUCGAGAAUUGCGAGAAAAAAUGGAAAAUAUCGCGAAUUUGGAGACGAUGGGGAUGGCGGAAGCGAAAGAAACGCAAAAUAAAGGGAUGCACUUACUCAGGAGUCUGUCCGUCAAGGCGAAAACUCAAAUUCAACCGCAAUCGUAUCUGAAAAACGUGCGAUUUCGAAAAAAUUCCAUUGGGUACAGAGGCGCCAUGUUGAAUAUCCACAAAUACAAAGUGAAAGCCUCCAGUUGUCCGGACAUUUAUAAAAAUUCGAUGGCGACUUUAUUCCGAGAAGAAGAGAGUUGGUAUGACGAAUUUAUUGACAUUUUAAAAGAUUUGACUAAUUUUUCCUUAUUCUUGGACCUACAUUUCCUUCUACUGUCGCUGUCGACGGUAAUGGUCGACAUGUGGUUCGUCGUACCCUACUAUUAUUUAGCAGAUCACAUGGCGAUACAUCACUAUACGGAUAACGAAGCUGCUUUCGCCAUUUCCGUCAUCGGUAUCACCAACACCAUAGGAAUGGUGUUACUUGGUAUAGUUGGUAAUCGAAUAAAUACCGCCAAAACGUACGCCAUAUGUUUAAUUUUAUGCGGUGCUAGCGUAGGGAUAAUGAUUGUCGUUACGUCAAAUUAUAUUUUGAUACUGGUAAGCGGCGGUUUUUUCGGUUUGUUUUUCGCUAGUACAAUGUCACUAACGCCAUCUUUGCUAGCGGAACUAGUAUCUUUAGAUGAUUUCACGAUGGCUUAUGGUCUUCUGUUAUUAUCUCAAGGAAUCGGGACUCUACUAGGACCUCCUUUAGCGGGAUGGGUGUUCGAUUUGACUGGUUCCUGGGACCAAUCGUUUUAUCAAGCUUGUAUAUGGAUAAUUAUAUCUGGUCUACUCGUAGGAGUGAUUCCCUUCACUCGAAAUAGAAAAUUAUUCACAAAAAAAUAACUAUUUGUACUAGUAAAAUUUCAUAUAAUAAAUACGUUUGAAAAUUA